AAAUAUUGUGAUGAAUUCAUGAUGUUUAGUAAAAAGGUAUUGUUGACAACUACUUUGUUUAAACGAUCGAUUCUUAUCUGAUUUUUAAUUGGUUAUCAAUUCUGUGAUCCCUCUGCUGGUAAGUGCUGAUAACAUGUGUCAAAAUUGUGUUUGUUCAUUAGUGCAUCGAUUACGAAGAAAUAUAUACGUAUUUGUUUGAAACAAUGUUUGUUUAAUAAUUCAAAGUGGACUUUAUUAUUUCUAUUUAUUUACAAGCUGACUUAAAAUUUAUUAUCAUGAGAGAAGAAAUCUAUUUAAUUGGUCAAAUGAAUCAAGAUUUUGUCGGAAGAAAGCUUUCAUUACUCAAAGAGGUUAUGUCGAUCUUCUUUUACCACCAUAAAACCUGUAAUUUAACAAUUAAACAAAGUUCAGCAAGUACGACAAAACAACUGAUAGAACUUUGGCGAAAAACAGGUAGUCCACUACGUCAAGAAUCUUCUAUAAUUUUGUCAAUAAUUCGAUCUCAUAACAGAUGGAUACUUUUAUCAAAGAGUAAACGUCAGAAAAAAUCUCCAACACAAAAGAAGAAAGAGUCAAUUUUUUGUAAUGAUUUACAAAAAUUGUUUGAUAUUUCCCAUGCUAAUGUUCUCAAUGAAAUUGAUGCUACAAAAAAACAUUUUUUGGAAAGCCAAAGAAAACCAUCUCGACGUGGUUUUAUAAACGAUUUUGGGCCUAUUACUGAAGAUAUGGAAAUUUGUUGUUUAGAUCAGAGUGAAACGAAUGCAAAUAGAGAUGAAAAUGAGGCACUUAUGAAUACUGAGACCCUUCUUCUCAGCCAAAAAUCAAAAUCUACCGUUUCUACCGUUAGUCAAAUUUCUAACAAUAUCUCUGAUUUUGAAGACGAAUUAAAAAAGAAAUCAAAACGAAAAGCACCUUUAAUGAAUAUCAUGACACCGGAACUUGCAGCUGUCCUUGAUCGUGGAAAAGUUAGCAGCAGAAAUGCCGUAUAUAUUUUAGCUGCUACUCUCAAAAGUACUGGCAUUGAUAUGAAAGGCUGUAAAUUGAGUCAUUCGACAAUUCAUCGAGCUCGCAAAAAAUUUCGAAGUGAUAUGGCUGCUAAAUUGAAAGAUGGACUCAAAAACCAGGAUAAUUUUGUGCUACAUUGGGACGGGAAAAUAUUACCUGAUAUAGUUGGUACGGAAAAAGUUGAUAGACUGCCAAUUAUUAUAUCGUCAUCAGGCAGUGAACAACUGUUAGGUGUACCCAAAAUGAAAUCUGGAACUGCUAAAAAUCAGGCUGAUGCUAUUGUGAAAAUUCUAUUCGAUUGGGGUAUUUCUCGUAAAAUAGUAGGACUGUCUUUCGACACGGCGGCUGUUAAUACAGGAAUUCACGGUGGAACUUGUCAACUGAUUGAAGACGAGUUGGAAAAAAAAUUGGUAUAUCUACCAUGCAGACAUCAUAUUUUUGAAAUAGUAUUAAAAAAAGUGUUUGAAAUCUAUUGGCCCGUUUCAUCCGGCCCAAAUGUACCAAUUUUUUUACGGUUUAAAAAUAAGUGGAGUAAUUUCAACACCUCAAAUUAUACCCCAGGAAUUUUGGAUCCAAUCAUACUCAAUGCUCUUGAAGAUGUGAAAGAAGAAACAGUAACGUUUAUCACGAAUCAGUUACAAGUAGCACAACCAAGAGAUGAUUACUGUGAACUUCUGGAGCUAUCAUUACUAUUCUUGAAUACUACUUCAUCUACACAAAUUUCUUUUAAACGACCUGGUGCUAUGCACCACGCUCGUUGGAUGGCAAAAGCCAUCUAUUCUUUAAAAAUAUUCAUGUUCCGCAAUCAAUUUAACCUUAACUUUAAAGAAAUAACCGGAAUACGACAAAUUUGCAUUUUUGUUCUAAGAUUUUAUAUACCAACAUGGUUUCAGGCUUCAUCUGGCAUAUUAGCACCGAAUAAUGAUUUAACUUUAAUGAAAGACUUAUUACUUUACAGCCAAAACAAUCCUUCUUUCGCUAAAAUUGCCGCUGAAAAAAUGUCCGAUCACUUAUGGUACCUAUCUGAGGAAUUAGUUGUUUUUUCGUUAUUCGAUGCAAAUGUUUCACUGGAUAUGAAAAGAAAAAUGGUAGUAAAUAUUAAAUCUUCGAAAGCUAAUGCAAAAAAUUUUAAGCGAUUUGUGAUAAAAGACAACGUAAAGUCACUAUUGACAAUUGAUUUAUGUGACUUAGUCUCAGAGCAAUCUCUGUUUUUGUUAAAAAAAUUUAAUUUACCAUAUAACUUUCUCGAUGAUGAUGUUUCAUUAUGGCCAACUAAUGAGAGUUACCAGAAAGCUAUCUUGUUUUUGAGUAAAGUCCGAGUUAUAAAUGAUACAGCAGAACGUGGUGUAUCUUUAAUAAGUGAGUAUAAUCUAACUCUUACAAAAGAUGAAGAAGAUUUUCAGUAUUUAUUACAAUCUGUUAAAAAACAUAGAGAGAUGUAUCCGAAUUGUAAUAAAACAGACUUAACGUAACAGUUAAGCAAUCAAUAUCUUUCAAUUUUCACAGUAUUAUAGAAUAUAAUAUAUAAUUUGUUGUUGAAAUAUUUGUUUUUGUUUUUUUUACACCACUUCCUAUGUCUUAGGUAUAAAUAAGUGUUUUUUUCUUAUUACAUAACGAUGAAAGUUAAAAAAACCCGAAAAUACGAUGAAAAUUAAACUUUGACUUUGAAUAACUCGGGAAGGAAUCAAUAUAUGGAAAAA
This is a messenger RNA of Cotesia glomerata, 2705 nucleotides long. RefSeq lists its product as uncharacterized. The transcript has 4 exons. The coding region runs from base 276 to 2477 and encodes 733 amino acids. The record is from RefSeq and is a predicted model, not a curated record. Lineage: Eukaryota; Metazoa; Arthropoda; Insecta; Hymenoptera; Braconidae.